CGAAGCAGUCACAUGACCCGGGGAAAAUGGCUGCGUUGACUGCGGAAAACUUUGCAGCCCUCCAGAGCCUGCUGAAGGCCUCCUCGAAAGAUGUUGUCAGACAGCUAUGCCAAGAGAGCUUUUCCAGUUCAGCCCUUUGCUCGAAAAAACUCUUGGAUAUCACGUGUUCCAGCUUGUCUGUGACCCAAGAGGAGGCAGAACAACUGCUCCAGGCUCUGCACCGCCUCACCAGGCUGGCGGCGUUCCGUGACCUGGCCUCCGCCGAGGCAAUUCUGGCUCUCUUUCCUGAAAAUUUCCACCAGAACCUCAAAAACCUGCUGACAAAAAUCAUCCUGGAACACGUAUCUACUUGGAGAACUGAAGCCCAAGCAAAUCUGAUCUCUCUGCCACGCCUGGUUGACCUGGACUGGAGAGUCGACAUUAAAACCGCCUCCGACACCAUCAGCCGCAUGGCCGUCCCCACCUGCCUGCUCCAGAUGAAGAUCCAAGAAGAUCCCAGUCUGUGCGGGGACAAACCCUUUGUCUCAGCUGUCACCGUGGAGCUGAGUAAGGAAACACUGGACACUAUGCUGGACGGGCUGGGCCGCAUCCGAGACCAGCUUUCUGCCAUAGCCAACAAAUGACCCCGGCCAGCUGCCAGCCCCAGCUGCUGUCAGCAGUGGAGCGCCUCGCGACACCGGGUGGGCUGCCCCGCUGCAGCAGCUGCAGCCAACAACAGGCGGGAUGGUAGGGACGAGAGGGGCUGCCGACCAGAAGGCACAGAAGGCGCAGCUGCACUGGGAAGCAGCAGCCACGCCCCCACGCUGUUCUCACUCAUCUUCUCUGUCCUCUUUCUGGGGCUGGUGAGCAGAAGCCUCAUCUUCGAAAGGCUCCUACAUCUUUGAAAGGCUCAUACAUGUGACUUAAUUACCACAGUGGCAGACGAGGGAACCUUUGCUUCCUCCGCUGCCUUGGCUUGGCCGCUUGGAGAGCCUGCCCAAUGAGUUCCUUACCAGCAUUGGCGCAGAUUGGUUCACUCCCAGCCCUGGAGCACGUGGAGGGAAUCAGGUGGGCAACACCGGUGGCUCCCACUUCUGUCAGAGAAACUGGGCAGACCCCACAGAGCAGGGUCACUGCAGUGUGGCCCACCUGCCCUACGUCCAGAGCCUCUGCAGCUCCCUUGGCCCUGCUGGGCUGCCUCUUGGCACAGGAAGUCUGAAAGGGGGGCCAUUUCCCUUCUGCAUGAAGCCGGGGCCCCCUUCACAAAUGCAGCCACCCCAGGGUGGAGGAGGGGGGGAGGCUGAGAAUAAA
Molecule: messenger RNA, 1290 nt
Organism: Pteronotus mesoamericanus
Lineage: Eukaryota; Metazoa; Chordata; Mammalia; Chiroptera; Mormoopidae
Gene: COMMD9
Product: COMM domain containing 9
Exons: 6
Coding region: 27-623 (198 amino acids)
Source: RefSeq, a predicted model, not a curated record